Messenger RNA from Hibiscus syriacus, 608 nucleotides. RefSeq lists its product as uncharacterized. NCBI's taxonomy places the organism in Eukaryota, Viridiplantae, Streptophyta, Magnoliopsida, Malvales, Malvaceae. Bases 50 to 439 code for a protein of 129 amino acids. The record is from RefSeq and is a predicted model, not a curated record. The transcript has 2 exons.
UUCACUUUGCUUUUGAGCUCAUUCCAAAGCACAAAACAACGAAGAAAAUAUGCAAAAAGAAGCUUUAGUUAUAUUGUUUUACAAUCUAUCAAGCUCAUCUUUGCUUCUCCUUCUCUUCCUAUACUCCUCAUCCAUUUUGCUUGUCAAUUUCUUCUCCUUCGUUGGAAGUUACCCACUCAUCCCAAGGACUCGAAAUGGAUUCGAUUACGGCAUGUUUUCGGAGGAGGAAGAAGAAGAGAAUGGCGUUGAAAAGUAUAAUUAUAAGGUGAACUUCACGGAAAACGACCACCUUGUGGCCGAUAUAAUUCAUGGCGGUGAAUCACUUGUUUUCCGCCAUGACAACGGCUUUCGAAAGACUCGAAAUCGUGUCGACGCGAUGAUUACGAUGAAGAAGACGAUGAUCAGCUCAUCACGAAUGAAGAUCAAGAAUAUUAUGUAACGUGCUCCACUGAGCAGUCGUCACCUUGCUCAGAUUCUUCUGCUGCUGAUGAUGAUCAUGAUACUGAUUUGCAUGAUCAUGAAAACCAAGACGGCCCCACUCCUAUAGUCUCACCAAUGGACAAAAGUGACAUGGAAAUGAUGAAGAUGAUGAUGGUAAUGUGUAUGUG